AGACGGGAGGGGCCCGCAGCUGCUAGGAGCUCUUGGAUCCGGUGGGGAGGGAAGUCUCCCUCCCAGGCCGCGCUUUCUAGCCAGGAUGGCCGAUUUCCACCACCAGUGGCGCUGGGUGGUCCCUCCACGUUCACCUCGCAUCCAGGGCUGGCUUGGCGCCGGCGCCCUCCAACCGGCCUCCUCCUGCAGCCACAGCGCCUCGGUCCCGGGAAGCCUUCAGUGGGGCGGGGCGGCUCAACCCCUCCCUCCUCCCAGCCUUGCUGCGCGUCAGCUGGUCUCAGCCUGGAAUUGCGCGAAGGGGGCAUUUUCCUGCCGAACGUCAUUGCUUCGUCGUUGCUGCUGCUGCUGCUGGGACAACAACAAAGCAGAAAGCAACUGGAGGCAGCUUCUUUUCCGCCGAUGAUGUCAACACAUGGAUCCAAGGUGCUCUGGAACUUCAGCUCAGAUUGUGCCCCCCACUCCAGCCACGACGAAAUCAGGGGACUCUGGAGCGGUGCUAUCGACUCAGAUUAUGACUCAGCAACCCCAGAUACUCUUGCAUGGUGCGAUGGACUUUGCAAUGAGACGACCACUGAAUAAAUUGUAUAUGGGAGAGCCGUUGGCCCUGGGUUUCCCCUAACAGUCAUCAGAAGCCCUGCAGCUGCCAAGUGGGACGGAAGGACGUCUCUUCCCAUCUGUCUGUCGCUCUCAUUCCAUCUCGGGGUGUGCUGUGGCUGGAAACCAGAGAGUUAUUUCCUCCUCCCAUCAGUACACCUGCUCUGAGGUCCUCUAGAAGCCCCCUCCCCAACAACCAUGAACCAAGAGACUGCUGGUGGAUUGCCGCCACCACUGAAGAAGUUUUAUCAGGGGGAGCCACUGGCCUUGGGGAUCACGCAGAUAUUAAUAGGCAUUAUUGGGAUGGCUUUUGCGAUCACUGGAAACAUGGCAGAUAGUUAUUAUAGAAUCAUUUACCUGAUUGUGAUGACACCGUAUUGGACUGGAGUCUUGUACAUCAUUUCAGGAUCCCUGUCUGUGGCCGCUGCUAGGAACCCCAAGCCGUCCCUGGUGAAAGGCAUGCUAGGAAUGAACGUGGUGAGCGCUGUGGCCACUGGCAUUGCGAUUGUGUUCCUCUCUUUUUCGUUACUCCAUCAUACAUAUUAUUACCGGAACCAAUGCAGCCGGUAUUCUUCCAGCUCUGACGUGGAUCCAGCGUGCUAUGAAAACGAAAUCCUCCCUUAUAAAAAGCUGGUGGGCAUGAUGGCUGUCCUCCUGGUGUUUAACAUCCUAGAGUUCUGCAUCAGCAUCUCCAAUGCAGCCUUUGGGUGCAAGAAUGAUUGCCUGGAGACCCCCACACAAAUGGUUGUGGUGGUUUACCAGAAUGCAACCCCGGACCCCGCGGUCGGUCUCCAAACUGCUCGUCUGGAUCCCGAAUCCCCCUGAAUUGAUCUUCUGAGCUGGAAUGAAGUAAUCUGCUCCUAUUCAAGAAGCAAAAGACUGAUUUAGCAUCUUCAAAUAUUGGUACAUCUGGACCACAUGUUUCUCAACUAGUUCCAGGUUGUCCUUUGAAUCAGCUGAAGAUAAGGGAUAUCAUGAGCUAUCCAAUAUGUCAUGAAUAAAUAUGGAGCAUAAUUUUUUAUAUGGAGGAUGAAUAAAUAUGGAGCAUGAUUGAAUUGUUGGUGAGGCUGUUUGCUGUUGAUUUCGGAUCAUAAAUUAAAAAGUGGAUUUGGACAGAUCCAUGAAAAACUACAGGUGACAUUGGAAUGAGGAAACUCAUUCCAGUGGGAUUUACGUGCUUGGUUAUCAGGUAUAGAGACAAACAUUUACUGUCUAAAAAAUAAUUAUGGGGACACUCCCAGACAGAAUGUUGAGCUAAAUUCAAUCUUGUCCUUCACAGCUUGCAUGUCUAUAGAAAUGUUUCCCUUUUUGGAUUAAAGUCCUGAUAACCAAGAAUCAAGGCUGUGAAUGAUUUUGCUGGAAUGCUUCUGUUUCUCAAAUUAUAUUGGAUUUUUAGCAAAGAAAGUUAGUAAUGACUAAGGCUCACUGAAACCCAGGAAACAAAGUGAUUGUAACUUACUUAAGCCCCAUAGCACUUAUUCACAGCUCACUUUCUUUGGGUGCAGCCCAUUAUAUUCACAGUAAGUUGGCUAAUAUGUAACUGGUCUCUUAUUUCUUCCUUAUAUUGAUUUAUUCCAAAACAAUUUCCGUAGAUUUUUCUACAAGAUCUGUUUCUGUACACAGUGUCUUAGCUCAUAGAUACAUAUGCAAUAUAAAUAAUUUGAGUAUUAAUAAAUGUUGACCUUUGGGAUAGCUAGA
This is a messenger RNA of Hemicordylus capensis (graceful crag lizard), 2292 nucleotides long. Its product is annotated as membrane-spanning 4-domains subfamily A member 4A-like. Lineage: Eukaryota; Metazoa; Chordata; Lepidosauria; Squamata; Cordylidae. The record is from RefSeq and is a predicted model, not a curated record. Gene Ontology annotation, cellular component: membrane. The coding region runs from base 793 to 1419 and encodes 208 amino acids. The transcript is spliced from 9 exons.